AUGGCGCAAAGUUUCAUUGGGAAACCGAUUUCCCUCAUUUCACACUCAGAUGUUCGUUACCGAGGAAUACUGGCGGGUAUUGACCCCCAAGCGUCGACGAUACAGCUGUCCAAUGUUUAUUCCAUGGGCACGGAAUCACGGCGACCUCCACAGCAGUAUAUCGCACCGAAUCCGGACCCCUACAAUUAUAUUAUUUUCCGUGCAUCAGAAGUGAAAGACCUGUCGGUAGACGACCAAGUGCAUCAGCCGCAACGUAGUGUGCAUGAUGAUCCAGCUAUCAUUAGGGCGUCUGCAGAUCCACCUAAACCUCCCCAGCCGCCUUACCCACCUGCUGCAACAGCCCCAACUCCACAACCACAGACGUACGCCCAACAGGCCCAACCUCGUGCUCCAGAACUAGCUGUCCAGCCACAACAGCAGCAAGCUCCUCAGGGCCAAGUCCAGGGACAGGCCGUGCCAUCAAACCGCCGCCCCAACCCCGUACACACCGCUGCGGCCUCGCUCGAGACCGUUAGUCGUGCCAUGGGCGACCUGCGUAUCACCGGCGGGCAGGGCUCUGCCCCAUCACAGCACACAGCACGUAGCGGAGGUGGCAGGCGGGGAGGCCGCUCCGGAGGAGGACGUAGUGCACCAUCUGACGAGGCCCUCAAGGUGCCUACGACAGACUUCGACUUCGAGAGCAGCAACGCCAAGUUUGAGAAGCCAGGCAAGGACGCCGCGGGUGAGGACGGGCAUGGCGCGACCUCGGGCGCCGAGGGCGAAAAGACGCCCGACCCGGCAUACAAUCCGCAAAAGUCAUUCUUCGACUCGCUGUCGUCAUCUUCUAACGCGCUAGCUUCGGGUCCGAGCGGUUCAGGUGGGAAUGGAGGUCGUGGAAGGCGUGGAGGAGGUGGAGGAGGCAUGGGCAGGAACAGAAGGGAAGAGGAACGCGAGAAGAAUGUGGCGACAUUUGGCGAGCCUGGUGGUGUGGGAUUGUUGGGCCCUGGGGGGUAUGUUGGCGGUUGGGGUGGGUACGGAAGGAGAGGUGGCCGACGUGGUCGCGGAGGCGGACAGAGCCGAGGAGGCACUAACGGGCAUGCUGCUGUCCAGGCAAGGGGAUAA
This is a messenger RNA of Cyclocybe aegerita, 1101 nucleotides long. Lineage: Eukaryota; Fungi; Basidiomycota; Agaricomycetes; Agaricales; Hemipholiotaceae. The record is from the annotation of a GenBank genome assembly.